Messenger RNA from Tauraco erythrolophus (red-crested turaco), 801 nucleotides. The record is from RefSeq and is a predicted model, not a curated record. Lineage: Eukaryota; Metazoa; Chordata; Aves; Musophagiformes; Musophagidae.
UACAGCCCAGACAGCGUGGCUGGAGCAGACGGAGACGUCGACCCCACCGAAAUCACCUUUCCAGGAUGUUCUUGUCUUACCAGCUCCUGCGUGGUUGACACGUGCUCGUGUCUUUGCCGCGGUGAGAACUACAAGGGUUGGUGCCUCAGGCCGACAGAGGAAGAGGAAGAGGAGUACGCCAGGCCCGUGUUUGAGUGCAACGCCCUGUGCCGGUGCGGUGAAAACUGUCAGAACAGGGUUGUUCAGAGGGGUUUGCAACUCAGGCUUGAGGUGUUCAAGACUGAGAAGAAAGGGUGGGGUCUUCGCACUCUGGAGUUCAUCGCUAAAGGAAGAUUUGUCUGUGAAUAUGCCGGUGAGGUUUUAGGCUUGGACGAGGCACGUAGAAGAACUCAGGCCCAGACAUCACAGGAUUCCAACUAUAUCAUAGCGGUGAGGGAGCACCUCCAUGACGGACGGGUCAUGGAGACGUUCGUGGACCCUACGUACAUCGGUAACGUGGGCAGAUUCCUUAAUCAUUCGUGUGAACCAAAUUUGUUCAUGGUGCCAGUUCGAGUUGACUCAAUGGUGCCUAAGCUGGCAGUUUUUGCAGCUACUGACAUUUCUGCUGGAGAGGAACUUUCAUUUGAUUAUUCUGGAAGAUUCCAUAAUUUAUCAAUAAGCAACAGAGAACAAAAAUCUUCAGAGGGGGAUAACAGAUUGAGAAAACCUUGCUACUGUGGGUCCCGCAUGUGUGCUUCCUUCUUACCCUGGGACAGCUCCCUCUUUUCCACACCAGACACUUGUUCAGGGAGCUCUCCAUAA